CGUUCCAAUAAUCCCGGGACGCCAUCUUCCCAUUCUGACAAAGUACAAAUACCAAGCAGAUGGUCUUAAUUUUAUAACAGCAUUUUUAGGGAUCUGAUUGAUGAGGUGGCCUAGCAAGUAUAGUGACACAAGAGACUGCCAAGGGAUGAAGUCAUGACUAUUUUCAAGAAUUCACUUGAACUGCUUGGAGGACUAUCAGACAAGUAGCCUUUAAAAUGGGGUGGGAAUAUUGUUAUAUAUAUAUAUAUAUUUGUUAUUUUAUAUGUAGAUGUAGGGUAAUAUUUUUUUAGUUAGGAAUGAAUUCACAGGAAAGCCCAAGGCCUUUUAUUUGUGCAGAAUGUGGUUCCAGCUUUAAAAAAAAAUGGAAUCUCAAGGUCCACAUGGAAUCGCACAGUGACCCCUUUGAAUGUGAAGUGUGCCACUUGAAAUUCAAGUUCAAGCACAAGCUGCGAUUGCAUAUGGGGCGCCACACAGGAGUAAUAAAGUACAGCUGUAAGAAAUGUCCAGCAGUGUUUGGAUACAAACAGAUGCUCAUCAGUCACAUAAAUAUUCAGCUCAGAGUCCUUCAAAUUACUGGUAUUGCCUUGGCUGUGGAGCACAUUUCAGCAAAUCAGAUGAUUUAGAGGCACAUGGUAAAUUGUGUCUUGGUAUAAAGUGUGAAGAUGAUGAUGAUGAUGACAAAAUCACUUCAUUUCAUGAUUCUGAGGAAUUGGGUCAGAAUACCAAGAAAAUUGUGACUGAAGAACCUUUAUUAUUUGAAGAUGAAGACAGUAACCAGUUGGUAAAGAAAAGCAAGUUGAUUACAGAGCAAGAUAGAAAUAACAGUGAAGUAGAUAAAGAUGAAGGUAAUGCAUGUAGUAAAUUUUCAAAAUCUAGUCAGGGACAUGAAAAUAGACAUGAAAGGGAUUCAAAUAUGGAGGUAACCAUAGAAGCUAUUGAAGAUACUGAAGAAAGAGGUAGUAGAAAUGAAGGAAGUAUAGAAAGUGGAAACAGCCAUGAGUCUGUCAAUAAUGGAAAUUAUACACCUGAGAACCUGAUUAGUGAGGAGUGCCACAGAAUAUCACAUGGCAGUUCAGACAAAUCUAUCAUCAGCAGUUCAGGUGACUCUGUCCUUACGGUUGAACCCCAUGUGGCAUCUGAGGCAGUGAGAGAAAUUGACAACAUUCAUAAGUCUAAGAACCAUGGGUUAUCUGUUUCAGAAGUUCCACUGAAUUCUCUGGAUGUAGGUCUACCAUGCCAAAUAAGUUUCAGUAGUGAGAACACUGUUAAAGAAGUCACUAACUCAUCUAUUUGUAGCCAAGAGGGCAAAAGUGCAGUUAGUGUGACAAGUGGUAUGGUACAGAUCCCAAUUAGUAUUGUUAAGAAGUUGCUACCAAGUGUUUCCUCUGGUCCUAAAACCAGACCUUAUGAGCUGGAUGAAAGGAGCAAUGUUGUUAGUCGUGUUUGUGGAUUUGACAAAGAAAGUGAUAGUAACUUAAGGCAUGAUGAGACCAGCAGUGAUGUUCUGGUUGAAAGUAGUGUGUUUGAGGUUGAUGGCGAUGCACAUGAGAUAAGCAGUGAAGGAAUAUUAGAAAAGCAUUUACAUGAAUCUACAGUUUCAGCAGAAAAAAAGGCUGCAUGUUUAAUCUCUGUAGAUGAGUUACAAACAAAGAAUAAAACAAAAUCAAAGACAUCUGAGACUACUCAAGGAAAUUUGAUUGAUCCCCAUGCAGAAAUCAAUAAGAAUUUAAAAUUGCCAAAAAUAAGUUGUAGCACAAAAGGCUGUUCUUUACAACCAGAUCAGUUAGAACAUUCCAGUGUAAGUAAUAAGAAAACUCCAUAUUUACAUAGUCAAAGUGGCAACAAGCACCAGAGAGGGAAAAGGAAACAUUGCUCUAACCCAGAAGUUGCCACUAAAGCUUCAGGAAAAGGAAAAUUAACAAGAAAAAGCUCAGCAACUGCAGCUAGUGAUACAAACAUUGACAGUCAUAUUGUGAAUGUAAAUCAAAAGAGGAAACGGAGAUGUAUCAUUCAUCCAGACCAAGUAAAGGCAAAGAGGAGAGAGAAGGAAAAGAAAAAAAAAAAGAAAAUUGGUACCACAAAUAUCAGUAUAGAAAAAAAAAAAGUUUCCAAGGGAAGAGAUGUUUGUGUUACAAGAAGUAUUGCACUUUUAAGUAAAAAUAACCUAGAUCACAAUUUAUUUAAAAAUUCAGAGCUGAGAAGAGAUCCUAUCAGAAUGAAUGAACUGACAGUUCGGGAGCUAAAGGGCCUUUGCCAUGCCUUAGUUAAGUGGAAUAUCAAGCCAUGUUUUGUUCAGUUGGAGAAACUGCCCAAAAACAUAGUUGAUGCUUAUGGUUGUCCUAAACAUGCAGAUAACAUGAAUCAGAUCAACUCCAAAAGGCCUAGAUCAUUGAAGUCUCCUUGCAAGAGAAAGAGUAUAUCAUGCCCUUCAGUGAAAACAAAUAAUGGAAGUAAUGGAAGUUUAUCUAAAAAAAGGGCAAAUACAGCAGAAAAGCUACUUCGCAGCCCAAACCAAAAGAAAAAAAAAAGACCAGGGAAAUCUCGGACAAAUUCAAGCUGGUCAAAAAGACGUAGACCAUCAAAUGACACCUUGUUUCCAAUUGAAGAUUUGGAGUCGACACCAGAAAUAGCGAAGAGGACCAGGAGAUGGGCCCAUAUCUUAAAGAGAGCUGAGAUGUGCCUAAGAUUAAGGAAAAGAAUCCUGGGUUUGAAAAAGGAGAGUGAAUAUCAAUCUAGUGAUGACAGUGAAAGUCCUCCCAUUGAAAAUGAAAGCUACAUGAAAGUGGCAGAAAGUACCCUUGUAACUGAAUAUAGAAAUCACAUUUUGAGUCAUUAUAAGGAGGAUCAGGAAGAUUUUUCUAAUACUCAAGUAGAUUUAUCUCCAGCAAGGAGUAGAGAUGGUAAACAAGCCACUAUGCAGAGUUCAGGUAUGUUACUGUCAGCAUGUCUUUCAGACCCAGAAGUGGAAAUAAAAGUCAAAGACGAAGAGUUUGAUGUUACUUCUGAGUUUCUAGAUUAUGAUUACUAAACUAAUUUUACUAUUAUCUUGUUACUGUUUUUUGCUAUCUUCAUUACUCGAGAUGUAUCUGCAUAUGUAAUUUUUUUUAUUGUUUUUACCAUGACAAGCAAGAAUUUCUCUGAUAUUGUAAAUGUAAUAAUUAGUUAUUUGUUUAUGUAUUUCUUUAUUCUUAUAGUUAUUAAAGAAGGAUGAUGAAUAAAUAAAGGGGAUGAUUAUGUGUUUAUCUUGCUGUCAUUAUUGAAAAAAAAUUGUGCCUUUUGCUCUAUUUUUUUCAUAUGAAGCUUUUCAUAUAAUGGAAUCCAUUGAUUCUUGCUGUAAAAAAGUACUUUCAAAAGUGAAAAGUAUUUUUAACAUAUGGAAAUAAUUCAAUGUUUUUGCCCCAGUUCCUAUGUGCAGUUUGCCCCUUUUGUGUAUCAAGUUAUCAAGAAGAAUUGUGAAUAAAAUUUAUAAAUUAUUA
Molecule: messenger RNA, 3476 nt
Organism: Penaeus monodon (black tiger shrimp)
Lineage: Eukaryota; Metazoa; Arthropoda; Malacostraca; Decapoda; Penaeidae
Source: RefSeq, a predicted model, not a curated record